This is a messenger RNA of Phalaenopsis equestris, 1823 nucleotides long. Its product is annotated as RING finger protein 141-like. Bases 431 to 1192 code for a protein of 253 amino acids. Gene Ontology annotation, molecular function: ubiquitin protein ligase activity. NCBI's taxonomy places the organism in Eukaryota, Viridiplantae, Streptophyta, Magnoliopsida, Asparagales, Orchidaceae. The record is from RefSeq and is a predicted model, not a curated record. Gene Ontology annotation, biological process: protein ubiquitination. The transcript is spliced from 5 exons.
UUGCAAACCUAACCCUUUGUUAUUUUUCUAAUGGGAUCCUAUCCUUUGUUCUCAUGUUCGCGUCGCGGUUCUCUGUUGAUUGUUGUUGAGUCGUGGUCUCUCUCCUCUCCUUCCGCCCCUCUCUCUCUGCUCUCUCUCCUCUAACCUCACACUCUCUCUCCAUCUCUAGAGUCUUUCUGCGACUAGUACCCACUCCUCCAUCAAUGGUAGAAUGGUUCAAUGCCUGGGAAUAUUUCUUCGAGUGAUUCCUAUUAUUGACUUCUCUGUGAUUCCAUAUGAAAGAGCCAAUCUCUCACCGUCAAAGGCUAUCAUCAUUCUUUUGAGUUAAUUAUUCUAUAAAUUGAGCGGCUCUUUUGAAGCAUUAGGGCUUCCAAAUUCCCAUCAGUUCUUUCUCUCUCUUCUCCAAAACGGCACAAAACAAUUAGGUGCCAUGUUCCAGAACCAGCCUCCCAGGCCUUCUUCCUUCAAAGGCUACCUCAAAGCCCUAGAAGCAGACAUACAGCACGCCAACACUCUUGCGGAUGCUGUUCAUAAUGUUUAUGGUGGUGCAUGGCUGCAGAUGAAGCUUUCAUAUAGCCCCAUGGCUCCAGUUUUCCUCUUUCUGCUGCAGUGGGUGGAUUGUAUCCCAAUUUAUGUUCUUCCCAGUUAUUUAGGGCUUCUCCAAAUCGUUAUAUAUAAGGUUAAUGCUGAAGAGAAAUCUACACUAUCACCAUAUGAGAGGGGAGCCAGCAUUAAAGAAUUUUAUGCUAUCAUUUAUCCUUCACUUAAACAACUUCAAAGUGAGUUUGUGGAGAAGGAAGAGUCAUGCGAUCGAGGUAGAAACAAAGAGAUUGUUGGGAGGAAGAGAGGAGAAGAGUGGAGGAAGAUAUCCGAUAAAGACCGGGAUAGAGAUGAUGAGUGUGGUAUUUGCAUGGAGAUUUGCACGAAAAUGGUUUUACCAAGUUGCAAUCAUGCUAUGUGUAUAAACUGCUUCCAUGACUGGAACAAAAGGUCACAGUCGUGCCCAUUUUGUAGGGGAAGCCUCAAGAGAGUUCGAUCGAGAGACCUUUGGGUGCUCACCGGCAGCAGUGAUGUGGUUGAUAGAGCGACUUUAGAAAAGGAGAAUGUAAAGCGCUUCUAUUGCUUUAUAGAUAGCUUACCUCUCAACAUUCCGGACGCACAUUUUUUGGUCUAUUAUGAUUACAUGUUAUAGUCUUUAGAUAAAAAGGAGAGUGGAAUACACAGACUGGUCAAAGCCAACCAUCUCAUUUAGAUUGAGUUGGGCUUAGGUAUUCCAUUUCUUAAUUAAAAAUGGGGCAUUAAAAUACAUAACACACAAGUCUUAUGUAUUUACAUAUCUAGAGCCUUAACUUUCACAUUUACAUAUAUAACACUGUAAUCUUUAAUAUCACAUCCAAAAUACUGCUGCUACUAAACUUUUUCAAAGUGGUGGAAGUUGAUGUUGUCAUGCAUCAGGUUCAUGACACCAUAGUGUUGUAAAAUGUAAAUAUCAAUUUUUAGGGGUUAGGUAUGUAAAUACAAAUGAAUUGUGUGGUUGUAUGUAGAUUUUCCCUUUAAAAUUUCUCCUGAGAUGUUUUGUAAUAAGAUUGAGAUCAAACAUUGCUUUUCUGAACAAUUGUACAUAGAAUUUAUAUUUCUGAAUAGUUGAUGCAAAAGCACACAAUAAAGGGGAAGGAAGAAGUUCUGUGUUUGAAGUGCAAAUUCCAUAUGUUGAUUAAUUGUAUACUUUGUCUUCACUUCUGAGGGAAGUCUUCUGUUUCAAAUGUUUAAAAGUUGCAUCAUGUGAUUUGGCAUUUAGUUUUUUCUUUGUUGGUGGAUUUGAA